UCAGGCUGACUGACUGUUUCAUUCCCGAGGAGGUCAAACUCAGACAGUCGUUGUCACAGAGAGCUGAAAUGGCGCAGAAAGGAGCUCAGCUGGCUGAGGACAGUGUUUCUUGUUCGAUCUGUCUGGAUCUACUGAAGGAUCCGGUGACUAUUCCCUGUGGACACAGCUACUGCAUGAAGUGUAUUAAAACCCACUGGGAUCUAAUGGAUAACAGGAAAAUCUACAGCUGCCCUCAGUGUAGGCAGACCUUCACACCGAGGCCUGUCCUGGUGAAAAACACCAUGUUAGCAGCUUUAGUGGAGGAAUUGACGAAGACUGGACUCCAAGCUGCUCCUGAUGAUCACUGCUAUGCUGGACCUGAAGAUGUGGCCUGUGAUGUCUGCACUGGGAGAAAACUGAAAGCUCUGAAGUCCUGUCUGGCCUGUCUGAAAUCCUACUGUGAGAAACACCUCCAGCCUCACUUUGAAUCCUCUGCCUUUGAGAAACACAAGCUGGUGGAGCCCUCCAAGAAGCUCCAGGAGAACAUCUGCUCUCGUCAUGAUGAGGUGAUGAAGAUGUUCUGCCAUACUCAUCAGCAGUGCAUGUGUUAUCUCUGCCCUGUGGAUGAACAUAAAGGCCACGACACAGUCUCAGCUGCAGCAGAAAGGCCCCAGAGGCUGCAGAGAGAAGUUCAGGUGCGUCAACAAAACAUCCAGCAGAGAAUCCAGGACAGAGAGAAAGAUGUGUAUGAGCUUCAAAAGGAGGUGGAAGCUAUCAAUCGCUCUGCUGAUGAAGUAGUGGAGGACAGUGAGAUGAUCUUCACUGAGCUGAUCCGUCUCAUGGAGAAAAGAAGGUCUGAUGUGAAGCAGCAGGUCAGAUCCCAGCAGGAAACUGAAGUGAGUCGAGUCAAAGAUCUUCAGGAGAAGCUGGAGCAGGAGAUCACUGAGCUGAAGAAGAGAGACACUCAGCUGACACAACUCUCAAACACCGAGGACCACAACCAGUUUCUGGAAAAGUACCACUCACUGUCACAACUCAGCCAAUCUACAGACUUAUCUAUCAUCAAUAUCCGUCCUCUGAGGUACUUUGAGGAUGUGACAGCUGCUGUGUCAGAGCUCAGAGAUAAACUACAGGACGUUCUGAGAGAGAAAUGGAAAAACAUCUCACUGACAGUGACUAAGGUCGAUGUCUUACUGUCAAAUUCUCAACUAGAACCAAAGACCAGAUCUGGAUUAUUAAGAUAUUCACGUGAAAUCACACUGGAUCCAAACACAACAAAUUCAUUGCUGUUAUUAUCUGAGGAGAACAGAAAAACAACAUUCAUGAACGAACAACAGUCUUAUUCUAGUCACCCAGACAGAUUCACUGGAUGGCUUCAGGUCCUGAGCACAGAGAGUCUGACUGGACGUUGUUACUGGGAGGUGGAGUGGAGAGGUGGAGGAGUUAUUGUAGCAGUUGCAUACAAGAAUAUCAGCAGAGCAGAGAGCUCAGAGGAAUGUAAAUUUGGAUACAAUGACAAAUCUUGGAUGUUAGACUGUAACAAAGUCAGUUACUCAUUUUGGCACAACAAUGUCCAAACUCCUGUCUCAGGUCCUCGGUCCUCCAGAGUUGGAGUGUACCUGGAUCACAGUGCAGGUAUCCUGUCCUUCUACAGCGUCUCUAAAACCCUGACUCUCCUCCACAGAGUCCAGACCAAGUUCACUCAGCCUCUCUAUGCUGGACUUCGGUUAUCCUGGUCUUUUGGAGACACUGCAGAGUUGUGUAGACUCAAUUAAACAGAAGUAAUUUAAGGGUUAAAUGCUGUGUUUAAAUUGUUGUGACAUUUCUUCACCUGUCAGUCAAACGUUAUGGGUGGUACUUUGCCCUCUUCUCAUUGGUUGCUCUAUAAAUGUUUGAGUUUCUUUAGGUGGACCAAAUGUUGUAUUUAACGUUACAAUGACACAUAACAAAACUGUAUUUACUGUAUGUACUGUAACUCCUGUUGAACAGACUGACAUAGUGUGAUAUUACAUAGAUUCAAAUCUGUCUUUACUGAUGUUGUUUGUUGUUUCCUGCAGUGAACAUCACAGCAGGUGAACGAGUGAAAUGUGAAAACUGAUGAACGACACAAGAGGGCGCCUUCAUCCUGAUAACCAGGGAUGUAGUGGAGGUUAAAGCUCCUCAGCUCAGGUUGUCUGCAUGUCUUAGACCAGGAUUUUAAAGAUGAUUAGAAAUUUGAAUCCUGUAACUGAUGCAUUAUCAUUAAAAAAUAAAUAGUUUGACCUCUCA
Molecule: messenger RNA, 2247 nt
Organism: Larimichthys crocea (large yellow croaker)
Lineage: Eukaryota; Metazoa; Chordata; Actinopteri; Sciaenidae
Product: tripartite motif-containing protein 16-like
Exons: 1
Coding region: 69-1754 (561 amino acids)
Molecular function (GO): zinc ion binding; protein binding
Source: RefSeq, a predicted model, not a curated record